Messenger RNA from Vigna umbellata (rice bean), 1912 nucleotides. RefSeq names its product BTB/POZ domain-containing protein. The record is from RefSeq and is a predicted model, not a curated record. NCBI's taxonomy places the organism in Eukaryota, Viridiplantae, Streptophyta, Magnoliopsida, Fabales, Fabaceae.
AAAAACUGUCAUCGGUGUUGGAUUCUCUUUCUCUCUCAUUUUCUGCAGUUUGAAAUUGUGAACUUUUGUAGAAAGUAAGAAAAUUGCAGGAAGAAGAAAAGAGUGAGAGAAUUGAAGAAUGGGAGGAGAAAGUGGUUUGAAAUCGAGGGAAGUAUCAGCGAUGAUAAAGCAAGGUUUCAUACCUGAUCCAACGCUUUCAUUCUCCCCUUCUAGAACCUUCUCACCACCACCAUCCUCAACUCGCCCGAGUCCAACUCAACCUCAGGCUCACCCGCACACUCAAACCCUCUUCGACAUGAUGUCGGAGGAGCACAAAUUCUCCGACGACAAGCGCCGCAAGGCGCAAGAUCGGCUCUCCAAGCUCCUCCGGGAGCCCGCCUUGCUCGAGGGGGGCGACGUCCGCCUCACGGUGGUCGGGCGGGACGGCCUGAGGGUGUCGAUGGAGGUCCGGAAGAGCGUUCUGGCCGAGAAGAGCCGGUUUUUCGCGGAGAAGCUUCGCUGCGACGGUGCGGUGUCGCACUCGGUGGAGAUCAGCGACUGCGACGACGUGGAAGUGUACGUGGAAGCUGUGGUUUUGAUGCACUGCGAGGAUCUCAAGGCCAGGUUGCGUUCCAUGGGCGAUGGGGUUCCUAAAGUUUUGAGCUUGCUCAAGGUAUCGGCAGCGAUCAUGUUUGAUCUUGGGGUUAUGUCAUGUCUAGAAUAUUUGGAAUCUAUUCCAUGGAGUGAGGAUGAACAGGAGGAAGUGAUAUCCCAGCUAGAACAUCUGCAGAUUCAUGACUCUGCAGUUGAAGUUCUUCAAAGAGUAUCAUCGGAUCCAUCCACUGCUGAUAGGGCUGAUGACAUCUUCUUGAACCUAAUAAGUGGUGUUCUGCAAGCAAAAGAUGACAAAGCUCGUAGGGAAAUGAAAGCUCUGUUGUCUAAAUUGCUUAAAGAGAAUGCACCUAACGACAGCAGCAGACUUGAUGUUUCCAAAGACACACUUUACCAUCUUUGCCACAAGUGCAUCAGUUCCCUUCUGCUUUGCCUAUCGGAAGCAACCGGCGGCGAUGAGAGGCUGGACCGGGGGGUUGUAAUGAGCGACAUAACUCGUGAAGCUGACAAUAUUCAGUGGAUUGUUGACAUUUUGAUUGGCAAAAAGAUAGGUGAGGAAUUUGUGGAGAUAUGGGCUGAGCAGAAAGAACUUGCUGCACUUCACUCCAAGGUUCCAACAGUUUACCGGCAUGAGAUCAGUAGAAUCACAGCACAACUGUGCAUUGGAAUUGGAAGGGGACACAUUCUGGUGCCAAAAGAAACUAGAUUUUCUUUGUUGUCUACAUGGCUAGAAGCUCUGUAUGAAGAUUUUGGAUGGAUGAGGAGAGCUUCUAGAGCGGUUGAUAGGAAAUUGGUUGAGGAUGGACUAAGCCAAACUAUAUUGACACUUCCUUUGCUCCAGCAACAGGCUGUGUUACUGAAUUGGUUUGAUAGAUUUCUUAAUAAAGGAGAUGAUUGUCCUAAUAUACAGAAGGCAUUUGAGAUUUGGUGGAGAAGGGCAUUCAUCAGACAGUAUUCAGCUGAGCCUGAUAAUUCCCAGUUGCAAAUAACUCUUUCUGAUUACCCCAGCUGAAAGGUAUGCAAGGGACCUUAACAUAAAGAGAUUAAUUCACAAUUGUAAAUAAGAAGUGCCAUUUUGCAUUUGCACUUCUCAUUUGGCCUGAAUCGACCAAUUUCACAUUCAUUUGUGCUCAUUUCCGUAUUUUGACAUAAGAAAAUAGAUGAAAGUCAUGUUACCUGGACUGUGGGAAAGCUUUAUAUUGAAGAUAAACAUUGAAGGGUGGGAGAAUUUUUGGGGGAGGGAGGAUAAUAAAACUGUUUGAAGAAUAUGUUGUUCUGAGUAACGGAUUGAAUUGAAAUGGUGUAAACUUCCACAUUGUAA